GAAAUUAACAUGCCAGCUAGUCAUCACAUGGGCAUGGGACUUGCGUAACAUUGCUACCUUCGACCGUGUGGUGCCAGCGCGCACGGAGCGGGGUUAACCCACGUGUCUCCCUUCAGUCUACAGACUGGAGUAUCUAUGAAAUCAGAACAUGACGCCUUUGUACAUCUUAUCAAAUUUUGCGAAUCAUUGUGUUCCCGUGCUCCUGAAUUGCACGGGAUUUCCCCCCCCCCUAUGUUCGUUGGCGUCUUCUGGUGUAAUUAGAUCAGCCGCAGCUACAAGAAUCAGCCAACUAGUCCCUUCAGAUCAAUUCAAACUCCACUUUGCAUAAAUAAGGCAGCAAGCUUCGGUCGGGGCUCAAUCACCAAUAUCUCUGUGCCAGUGAUAAUGACGGACUUUGAACCUGCGUUCUGCCAACUAGUCUAUCGAUGCCAUAGGGCUCGUAGAACCAGCAAGGGUGGAGAGGCAGAAUUUAUUCGUUCCGUUCUGCACGAAGUGGGGGAAUUCAUCAACCGAAUAUUCCCUGGAACAAGCUUCAUUGAUAUAUGUAAGAUAUUAGCUCCAGCCGUUAUUGGAGGGUUAUUGGGACCAAGAAGAGAACGUCUGAUAGCCAAUAUUCUUCCAACGGAUAUAUCGGCGGAGAAGCUAAGCAUGUUAAUAAGCAUCUCUAUGCUGAUAAUCGGAAUCGUUUCUGCUAUGUGGAAAGCCAAAGGGCAUCUGUUGACGGACAAUUUGGAACCUGUCCUCGCUGAGAACCCAACUCUUGCUGCUUUAUGGGAUAUCGCCAAAGAUGUCGGUGGAAACAUGCCGAACUUGCUUGCCCAGAUUGCCCCCGGUGUUAUCGCGGCUCUCGCGGGAUCUCGGCCAUGGUUAGCCAUAUCACUCGCAACUUUUGUGUUCACGCUUGAGAGAGCUUUGAAUGCCCCCCGGGGAGAAUAAGAAUAAGAAUGAUAACCGGAGAAGCGCUACGAUCCCAGCAGCGGAACAUCCAAAUGUAAGGAACGAUUGAAAUAAUAAUAAUGUUUCCUGUUGUUCCAUCAUCCCUUCACAC
Cantharellus anzutake is the source of this 1048-nucleotide messenger RNA. RefSeq lists its product as uncharacterized. Lineage: Eukaryota; Fungi; Basidiomycota; Agaricomycetes; Cantharellales; Hydnaceae. The transcript is spliced from 5 exons. The coding region runs from base 385 to 936 and encodes 183 amino acids. The record is from RefSeq and is a predicted model, not a curated record.